Messenger RNA from Rotaria socialis, 2838 nucleotides. Lineage: Eukaryota; Metazoa; Rotifera; Eurotatoria; Philodinida; Philodinidae. The record is from the annotation of a GenBank genome assembly.
AUGUCUCCAUCAAGUCAAUCGGCUCAAUCGUAUUACAAUGAAUUUUUACGUUGUGCUAUAUGUUCACAUGAUUUUGAAUAUGAAAAUUAUUUAUAUCGUCCAAUAACAUUAUCAAUAUGUGGCCAUACAAUGUGUGGACAAUGUAUUGAUAUUAUUUGUAAUCAAACAAAAUGUCCACAAGAUCAAAUUUCAUUUGGUAUGAAUAAUACACCCAUUGAUCAGUUGCCAACAAAUUAUCCAUUAUUAUCUCUUAUUUAUGAUCCAAUGAAAUUACCUGAAGAUAUUGAACAACGUUACGAUCAAUGUUUAGCUUAUAUGAAGCUUGAUGAUGAAACGAAAUCAUUUUUUUGUCGUACACAAACAAUUCUUAAUGAUAUUGCAAUUUCAAUUAAACCAAUACUAAAUGAUAAAGAAUGCCAAUCAGUUCUAAGUCGUCCGAUGAUACGUAAAAUAUUUAGUGUAUUAAACUGCCAAUAUAUUGAUCGUGAAGGGCGUUUAAAAGCUCUUAAAGCAGCACGUAGUCUUGGCGAACGUACAUGUAUUGAUUUUAUUCUUCAUCAUCAAAAUCCUCAACAAUUAACAGCUAAUCUUUGGUCAGCUGUUCGUUCACGUGGUUGUCAAUUUCUUGGACCAGCUAUGCAAGAAGAAGUAUUAAAAUUAAUUCUAUUAGCACUUGAAGAUGGUUCAGCAUUAUCACGUAAAGUUCUUGUUCUAUUUGUCGUACAAAAAUUAGCACCACAAUAUCCGCGUGCAAGUAAAACAAGCGUUGGACAUGUUGUACAAUUACUUUAUCGUGCAUCUUGCUUCAAGGUACAAAAACGUGAAGAAGAAUCUUCGUUAAUGCAACUUAAAUCAGAAUUUAGAAAUUACGAAAGUCUUCGUCGCGAGCAUGAUUCACAAAUUAUUCAAAUUGCUAUGGAAGCUGGUCUUCGUAUAUCACCUGAACAAUGGUCAUCACUAUUAUACGGUGAUACACAACAUAAGUCAUCCAUGCAAUCAAUAAUAGAUAAAUUAUCUACACCAGCUUCAUUUUCUCAAGCAAUCCAAGAAUUUUUAAUUGUUUUACAACGUGCCGGAGAUACAUCGAAGUAUUUGUCGUUAUUAAAAACAGAAUUUGAAUUUUUAUCACAGAUUGAUUUUGGAAAUAAUGAACAACAAAUUAGUUUAACUGAUAAUCAACAAGAGAAUUCGACUUGGCCAUCGAUUGUACAAGCUUUACAAUGCGUUAAAACAGUUCUAAAAUCUUUAUUUGACUUUAAUCAACAAGAAUCAAAAAAUAAUUAUAAUAAUAAUAAAAAUCAUCAUUAUCAUCAUCGUUCAUAUGAUUUAUCAUCAACAGCAUUUACAUCAUCGACAUCAUGUUCUUCACCCAUGACUGUUUCACCGUUAGGUGGUAGUAGUACUACGUCAGAAAAUCAUCUACAAACAUCACUACACAAUCAAAUCAAAUACAAGGUAUCCAUGUGUCGGGAUUUUGUACAAAAGCAAUCAUGUCCACGUGGUGUUCAUUGCACAUUUGCACAUUCAAAAGCUGAAAUGGACAAAUAUCGUGCUAAAAGUCGUCAUUCAAAUGGACCAGUAUUAACAACAAAUUCAUCAAAUAAUAAUUCUCCUUCUCAACCAACUUUACAUGCAACUACUACAGGUCCUUUACCAAUAUUUACAACAGUAAAUGGUGCGAAUUUAAUUCGACCAAUGCCUCCAACAUUAUUACCUUUAUGGAAUCCACAACAAUCACAACAUGUUAUUCAAGAAAUACCACAACAACAUCAUCAUCAUCAUUACUAUCAUCCUUCACAAAUUCCUGCAUCAAUUCUUCAAAUACAUGGACAUCCAACAAACACAACAUAUGAACAACAAACAAAUAAUCAGAAUAAUAGCUCAAGUCAAAUUCCGGUGAUUGCAGCAGCUGCUCAAGCUAUUCUUGAACAAAACAAUGCUGCUGCUGCUGCUGCAUUUGCUGCAAAUGCUUUUUAUCGUUUUCAACACCAACAAAAUUCUUCAAUGCCAUAUAAUCAAAAUCAAACAAUGAUUGCUCAACAACAACAAUCUUUAUUAUCUCGACCUUAUAUUCAAACAACAAAUACAAAUGCUGGACAACAAUCAUCAAAUUCUAUGCAACAACGUACUAGCAGUUAUACAGAGACACGUUAUUCAUCAUUAUCAGAUCAGCAUAGUAAUCAUCAAUCGACACCUAAUUUCGCUAAUAUUGAAGAUUUACGUUUACCAUCUGUAAUACAGCUUAAUGGUAAUAAUAAUUCAACAGAUAAUACAAAUAUAAAUCAACGCAAUUAUUCAGUUCUACAAACGAUUCCUGCAAAAAAUGAUGAUAAUCAUUUGUAUUUUCCAUCAAUGAAUAAUAAUACAGCUAAUUUAAAUCGUCAACAACAAACAUUUCUAAAUGGUACUACUAAUCAUAAUGGAUUAUUUCAUGAUAUUCUAUUAAACAACAACAACAACAAUAAUAAUAAUAAUAAUAAUAAUUCAAGUAAUCCUAUUACAUCGUUAUCAGCAAAUACUUUGAUUAAUAAUCGACAACAGUCAUAUAAACCAUCUUCAACAGUGGCAUUUCCUCCACAACAACAACAACAACAACAAAUACGUAAUGACGAGAAUGUAUUUCAUAAUAAUAAUCAAUAUACCAGCAGUUUCGAGGAUGAUGAUUAUGCGUUAGUUAAUGUAACGAAUAAUGCUGCGAAUGGUGGUGUUGGUGGUUCAAAUUCAAAUGAUAGUAGUUUUUUCUACUUCGGCUCUACCAAUGCACAUGCAACAGCUGCCUAUAAUUUCUAUCAUCCAAACUCGCCAUUAGGCGGUAAUGGUCACUCACUCAAAGCAUAG